Molecule: messenger RNA, 1508 nt
Organism: Seminavis robusta
Lineage: Eukaryota; Bacillariophyta; Bacillariophyceae; Naviculales; Naviculaceae
Source: the annotation of a GenBank genome assembly
UGUAAUUAUUGUAACUGAGUCAUUCUAAUCUCUGCGACAGGCUUCUCAAAUUUUUACUAAGCCCUUAGGUCUGGGUAUUCCUUUUACAAUGCCUAUUCUAAACAUACCUCAAGCCCCAUUCAAAUUGAUGUCUGGAUGGAUCAACAAUUUGCAGCUAUUUAUUUGGCUCUCGUCAACACGGCUAGUCCGGUAUUGAUAUCCCAUGAUGAGGUGGACACUCAUCACUCAUCACUCAUCACUCAUCAUAGUCUAGUACUAGUAGACUAACAUAUAUCUCAUCCAACAUCCAAAGACGCAAAGACUGAGGAGGAUGUCCACGCCCAUGUCCACCGAGUACCCGGGUCACCACGAUUUGCUGCUGGGACGUGGAGGAGAGACCAACAAUCAUAGUGGCAACAUCAACUUUCGAAAUCUCCUUGAAGCGUACCGCGAAGAAUACCAGUCGGCACCCAAAACUCUGAAGCCAGAGGUUUCCACACGCCUGGUUGCACACUGGCGGGGCCUGGAUCCACCUGGCAGAUUCCUGGCCAAGCAAAAGAACACGGGGUUGUGGGUGGACAUUGGUGAUGAAGCAGCCAGAAAAAGAGCUUCCAAGUCACUAGGAGAGAGAGGCAGACUGUCAAAUGUAGCACAGCCACCUCCUCCUAACUAUGACUAUGCAUACAGCAGUGCAAGUAUAACCAAUGACAAUGACACUCACACAAUUUCUCAAACAGGAAAACGCAAGCGACAGGAUAUUGAUGCGUCCCUGCAAAGACCAGUCAGGUCCAGUCUGAACACGAACGCAAUGGCAAUGGCAGUCCAACAACAGCCAGCCACUGCAACUGCCACUGCAACUGCCACUGCCACUGCUCCACAAGAUCAUGAUACAUGUAAUGCCCAAGAUAUUCAAGAAGCUCAGAACGAUGCCAGUAUGGCCAUGAUGUUCAUGCUGCAUCAGCAAGGGAGUCUCAGUGUCCACCAACAUCAACUUGUCUCCGCAAGAACUCCUACUGCUGCAGAUCUCACUAAUCAGAUCUUUACCACCAGCGAAUCUUCUUCUUCCAAUGCAGACAACCUCAGCAAUUGGUUGUCCACAAUGUGGGAAGCUGAUAAUGAAGAAUUGACGUGACGUGACGUGACGUGAAUCGAAUUGAAACAAAACAAAACGCAACGCAACGCAACGCAACGAGGAUCAGGAAGAAUAAGGAGGCUGGAACACACUCCUCACUGGGCCGGCUACCGGGAGCUAUUGACGUCUUUCAUGGCAUGGGAGUGGUACCGGUACGGGUAUGGUAUCAUGUCGUUCCGGCCCGGGCGGAUCUGGUCUUUCACAGACGCCAUCGAAACUGCCGUUACCAAAAAUGACAAUGCGAUUCGAUUCCUUGCAUUUUUAUGCUCAAUGCUCUCUGCACUGUUAUAUACUUGUAGCUAGGCUACCGGUAGCUAUAGAUUACUGUAUAAGGUACAGUACAUGCAGACCAGCCAACUUGAAACUCCCAUGUCUAUGUCUAUGGCUCAGCCACCCA